AUGAGUUACGCUCCUAUAAACAAUCCACCAGUAUAUUCAGACAAUCCAGGUCAAUCACAGGCCGAAGCAGGGAUAGAUAACAUCCCAGAUGACUUCAAAUAUGAUACAAACGUUUCUGGUUGUGAAUUAACAAUAAGACAACAAUUUAUAAAGAAAGUCUACACUUUAUUAUUCCUACAAUUAUUGAUAACAGGUGCUAUUGGUGCUUUCAUAUCAUUGAAUCAGACUGUUCAAAACUUUGCCCUAACUAACAUUUGGUUGUUUUUCGUCUCUAUCGCAGGUUCAAUCGGGUUCUUGAUUGCGGCUUAUGUUCAAAGUAGAAAGUAUCCAAUUAAUUUGGUGUUAUUGACGGGAUUCACUAUAUUUGAAGGUUAUAUCAUCGGUGUUGCUACAAGUCUUUACGAUACUCAAAUCGUUUUAGAAGCUUUGACAAUCACAUUGGUUGUGUUUAUUGGGUUAACCUUAUUUGCCUUCCAAUCAAAAUAUGAUUUCACCUCAUGGAUUGGUGUUUUGAAUUCAGUUCUAUUCUGCUUGAUUGGUAUUGGCUUCAUCUGGUUCUUCUUCAAACCAUCAAGUACUGCUGAACUAGUCUAUAGCUCAAUUGGGGCUAUUGUUUUCAGUGGCUACAUUCUUGUUGACACCCAAUUAAUUAUGAGAAAAUUCAACAUUGAGGAAGAAGUUCCAGCAGCUAUCAGCUUAUAUUUGGAUAUUAUCAACUUGUUUUUAAACAUCUUGAGAAUCUUAUCAGCCAGCCAAAGUGAUAACUAGGCAAUAUUUAAUGACGAAUUUACAACUUUAACGAAUAAACAUAUUUUACAUGGUGAUGUGGGUUUUCUCCUAUACAUUGUAGUGACCCUUGUUGAGAUGGCAGCUAUGUGUAAUCCGAAUCUUCAAAUUUGAGAGAUCCACAAAAUAAAGUAUAACCAACCUCGCAUUAUCAACGACAUCAAAACAACAACUCCCCACAACCAGUAGGGAGAUACAAAAUUAUCUAAAGAAAUAACCACUUCAAACAUGACUGAAGAAAAUGACAUAAAUAGCUCUUGUAAGUUAAAGUCAUCCUAUCCUGCCCAUCAAU
Messenger RNA from Hansenula anomala, 1078 nucleotides. It is a transcript of the gene BXI1, whose product is annotated as Bxi1p. The transcript has a single exon. Gene Ontology annotation, cellular component: membrane. The record is from RefSeq and is a predicted model, not a curated record. NCBI's taxonomy places the organism in Eukaryota, Fungi, Ascomycota, Saccharomycetes, Phaffomycetales, Wickerhamomycetaceae. The coding region runs from base 1 to 768 and encodes 255 amino acids.